AUGUCGACCGUGAGCGCCAGCAAGCCCAUUACAAUGACGGACCGCGGACCGACGGGGCCUUCUUCAUACCUCCAGCAGGAACCACAGCCCCCAGGCAUGAUCGGUCCAACGCCGUCCUUUCCGGGCCCGCCGUCGCCGUCCGACUUUCGGCCCAUGCGGCCCUCGGGUGGUGGUGGUUUCCCAACCACGGCCUUGCCCUUUCCACAGCCGCCGCAGCAGCAACAACCAUCACUGCCACCGACUCAGCCCGUAUCCAUGGCGCACACGGCCGAGGGACUCAAGUACAUCCGGACCGCGGCCGAGAGCUCGCUGCGCGACUACGUCUCGCUGCAGCGGCGGCGGCGCUACGACGAUCCCGUGGCCGAGGACCGCCUGCGCAUCCAGAGGGGCGUCGCCCUCGCCGACUUGCGCACGCUGCGCAGUGGCGUUUCGGCCUUGGUCAAGGCUAGCGAGUCCCAUCGUUGGGGACGAUGGGUUUUGGGGGGAUUCUUCGCAACUCUCAUCCCAGCAGUCCGGCGGCUCUUUCGUCGGCCCUCAGAUGACCAAGAAUCAUCCAAUGACACCGAGUACGCCUUUCGCAAGAGCAAGGGUCUCAUCUCGCGCACCUGGACCUUGGUGCGUAACAAUGGAGCGCUCGCCUCCAUGGGCCUGCUCGUCCUCUCGGUGCUCUACGUCUUCCAGGCCGAGGUGUCGCUGCGGGUGGCGAGGACCGUGUCCAAGCGGCUCAAGCGACUUAUCCAGAGGAUCGAGAUUGGAGAUGAGGUGCUUGAUGAGAAAGAUCUCAACCUCUUUACGGGCUGGCGAUGGAGGGUGCUAUCAUGGAAAAGUUGA
Pestalotiopsis fici W106-1 is the source of this 831-nucleotide messenger RNA. RefSeq lists its product as uncharacterized. The transcript is spliced from 2 exons. The coding region runs from base 1 to 831 and encodes 276 amino acids. The record is from RefSeq and is a predicted model, not a curated record. Lineage: Eukaryota; Fungi; Ascomycota; Sordariomycetes; Amphisphaeriales; Sporocadaceae.